Molecule: messenger RNA, 1005 nt
Organism: Cariama cristata (Red-legged seriema)
Lineage: Eukaryota; Metazoa; Chordata; Aves; Cariamiformes; Cariamidae
Gene: ARMC2
Product: armadillo repeat containing 2
Exons: 6
Biological process (GO): cilium organization; sperm axoneme assembly
Molecular function (GO): protein binding
Source: RefSeq, a predicted model, not a curated record
GAUCUGGUAAUCCGUAUCAUCUUCAUUCUUGGUAAUUUAACAACAAAGAAUAACCAGGCCCGUGAGCAAUUUUUUAAAGAAAAAGGAAGUGUUAACACCUUGAUAUCAUUAUUCCAGACCUACCAUGAACUUGAUUUGAAUGCACGGAAAUGGUGCCAUGAAGGAGGAGGGGAAGGAAAAAAACACCCAAAGCAUCCUUCAGAAGCAGAUGUUCUGAUAAAACUGAUAAGAGUGCUGGCCAAUCUCUCCAUUCAUCCCAGUGUAGGAGCAGCUCUGGCAGCUGCCCGUUGUGUUGUAGAAUUACUUGUUACUGUACUAGAAUACAACUCAGUUGGUGACUGUGAGGAGUUGGUCAUCAAUGCUGCGACAACAAUCAACAAGUUAUCGUACUACAAAGUGAGGAGUUCUGCUGUUCAACACAAGAAGCUACACAUUGCUGAACUUCUUUUAAAGCUGUUAAUGAGCAACAAUAUGGAUGGAGUUGUGGAGGCUCUCAGAGUCUUUGGCAAUCUUUCCCAGUAUCGUGAGAUCUGUGACUUCAUCAUACAGAAAAAGAUAUACAAGUUCAUGAUUGCUUUGCUUGAUGCCAAGAAUCAAGAUGUCUGUUUUUCUGCCUGUGGAGUUCUGCUCAAUCUCACAGUAGAUAAGAACAAACAAGCUCUUCUGAUGGAAGAAGGAGGAAUUGGAAAGUUAGUUGACUGUUUACAAGACUUUGGGCCAGCAGACUGGAAGCUUGCUUGUUUGAUAUGCAAAACCUUGUGGAACUACAGUGAAAACAUCACAAGUGCAGCCUUGUGCUUUGAAGAACAUACUGACACAUUGGUGUUCCUGCUUACAUCACUCCUAGAUGAAAAGCUAGCAUUGGAUUACAGCCUUGACAGAGAUUUAAGGGACUACCACAAACUGUAUUGGGAAAGAGAGUUCAAACCUGUGGCAGAAAAACUUCUUGACAGAAUUCAAAACCAUCACUCCUUUCUUCCAACUGUGACCAUUACUCCAUUUUAA